This is a messenger RNA of Corchorus capsularis, 3750 nucleotides long. Lineage: Eukaryota; Viridiplantae; Streptophyta; Magnoliopsida; Malvales; Malvaceae. The record is from the annotation of a GenBank genome assembly.
AUGGAGGGGGCUUUAUCUAAUAUGUGCUCUAAGCUCUCGCUACAAGGUGAUGGAGGAGACACCGUGGUUGUGAAAGAUCAGGACUGGCUGGGUGGUAAUGAAGGGGGGUUAGCAUGGUUUCAUUUAAUAGGAAGGCUGUUCUCCAAGAGAAAGGCGAAUGUAGAUGGACUCAGAACGGCAAUGUUGCUGGCUUGGAGGUUGGAAGGAGCUUUCAUGGUCAAGGAGGCAGGGGACAAUCUAUUUACUUUUCAAUUUGAAGAUGAAGUGGAGCGGGAUCGGAUUCUAGUGACUCGGCCAUGGUGUUUUAAUGGGCCUUGCUGGGUCUGUGGCCGUUUGGUGCAUUUGGAUACAGAUUGCCCGGUGGGAGUAAUAAUGUUCAAAACUCAAGGCUGUAUUGAGAAACAUUUCAAUGAUAGUUUAAGGGCUGAGAUUCCAGAUGCGAAGCCUCGACAGAUGGGUUCUGUCCCUCGGUCUCAGGUGGGUUUCUCGGCAUCAAUGGCUGGUAAGGGUGUUUCUCGGCAGCAACAAACAUCCACAGCCUCGGGCUUGGGUCGAGCGAGGGCAUUUCGCAAUCACAUUGACAAUAUGCUUCUCCGAGGGAGAAGGGCGGCGCGUGGGGAAGACGGUGGGGAAGUUUCCUGUGAGAUCAUCUCCAAGAUUGGCGGUUCACCAUUAGUGUUAAACAAGGGAGGGAUGGAUUCACGAACGACCCAUCAGAAAUGGCGUGGAAAGCAGAAGGAAUUAGUAGCAGCAUUUUCGCAGCAGUUUGAGGAAUCGGCUGACUACUCCCCUAAUUUUCAAGAAGAGGAUUUUCGAGCUGUUCUGUUGGGUAAAACGGUUUCGGGUUUGGGCCAGUCCAUUCCUAGUAUUGGGCCUACGACUAAUGGUCCUGUUCCAGUGGAUAUAAAUCCUGGCCCAACAGCAGAGUCUUCUUCUCCAGCUGCACACUUUGUUUUUGGCGCAACUUCACCACAGCAAGGGAGGAGGCAACGGAAGUGGAAAAAAACUGCUAGGGUGUCUCACCAUUACUCUUUUGAUGUUAUGGGACCAGACACAAAUUUUAGGAUCGGGCAGAAGAGGGGAUCAAGGAUUCCUAAUUAUGAAUUUCUCAACACUGGAGCUAAUAAACGCUCCAAGGACAGAGAGGGUUUGCUGGGAAAUCAAGAAUCUGAUGACUUUGGCCCUUCCAUUUAUCGCAACAAUGGAGCUGAUGUGGAACCUGGUGCGGCGACUAAUGGUGGGAAUCUGGAUGAUCAGGCAGCUGGUGAUGAUAAUUGUUUUAGUGUUAGUAGUAGUGGUAGAGCAGGUGGUUUGGCUAUGCUUUGGAAUAAUGAAAUUUUGGUUUCUGUUGUGUCGUAUUCUACUUUGCAUAUUGAUGUUCAUGUGGGUGGCGAUUUUAACGAAUUACUAUCAAAUGAUGAAAAAAUUGGUGGCAAUAUAAGGCCACAACGCCAAAUGGAAGGGUUUAGAGAAGCUGUGGAUGAAUGUCAUUUUCAUGAAUUGACAACUAAAGGACCUCUUAAGCAUGAGGGUUUGGAGGAUGUGAUUAAAGAGAAUUGGAAUCUAGACCCAAAUAUAGACGUUCAACAUGCCAUUGCAACAUGUGGUAAAGCUUUGCAGGUUUGGGACAGAACUAUUUUUGGCAAUGUAAGAUCUAGAAUUCGAGUUAAGCAGAAUGAGCUUGAGGAACUUUAUAUGGAGGUGGAGCAGCAGGAAGGUAAUCAAGCUAUUCAAGAGCGUUUAGAUGAGUUAAAUGUUCUAUAUGACCAGGAGGAGAUUAUGUGGCGCCAGCGAUCUAGAGUGUCGUCGUUGAAGGAUGGUGAUUGUAAUUCAAGAUUUUUCCACUCCAUUGCUUCGACUAGAAAGCGGCGAAAUUUUAUUGUGGCAAUUCGUGACGAGGACGGAGCAUGGCAGAGCAAUCGAGGAUCGGCUGACAAGCUGAUUUUGGAUUAUUUUGAUGGCAUCUUUAUUAGUUCCUCUCCAGACAUGGAUCGAGUUCAUGCGGUUGCUGGGUUUGUGGAUAGUGCUAUGGUUGCUUUUGAGACGGUACAUUAUUUGAAGAAUAAACGCAAUGGGACUGAUGGAUAUAUGGCUGUCAAGCUGGAUUUGAGCAAGGCAUAUGACAGGGUAGAAUGGACGUUUUUAGAGGCUGUUAUGAGGCAAAUCGGGUUCUCGGAGAGGUGGAUUUCUUUAGUUUUGGCUUGUGUUCAAUCGGUCUCUUAUUCGUUUUUGAUAAAUGGGGCGCAAACAGAGACUAUCAGGCCAACUAGAGGGAUCCGACAGGGGGAUCCGUUAUCUCCAUAUCUAUUCCUUCUCUGCAUAGAAGAAUGCGAUUCUAUUUUGAAAGCGUUUGAGGUGGCUUUGGGGCAGAUGAUUAAUGUGGAUAAAUCAGUUGUAUUGUUUAGUAAGAAUGUGCCUGAGUUAUCUCGAAAUGGUAUCAUGCAAAAGCUAGGGGUGCAGAAGAUCCUAGCAAAGGACAAAUAUCUCCGUAUGCCAAUCAUGAUUGACAAAUCAAAGAGAGCAGAAUUGGAAGCAAUAAAAGACAGGCUUUGGAAACGAAUCAGGAGUUGGAAUGGCAAAUUGUUAUCUAUCGCAGGAAGGGAGGUUAUUAAGGUAGGCCCUCGAUGGAGAGUCGGUGAUGGGUCUUCGAUUGAUGUUUGGUCUGAGAAGUGGCUGAAUAAAUCGCCUAUGUUUCAACCCCAACCACGACCUGACAUUGUGUGUCACCCGACUAAGGUUAGCUCAUUGAUUUUUAAUGGUCAAUGGGAUGGUGAUCUCCUGAAUGAGUUAUUUGAAGCUGCGGAUGUAAGGCAUAUUCUUUGCAUUCCUUUGUCUAUUUUGCCUUCUAAUGAUACUCUUAUUUGGCAUGGUAAUAGUGAUGGACUCUAUACAGUAAAAUCAGGAUACCAUAUUGCUAGAUUAGUGCUAUCUAAAUCGCUUCCUGAUGUUGAGAAUAGGAAUGUAUUUUGGCGUCGGGUUUGGGGAGCUUCUAUGCAGCCAAAAGUAAAGUAUUUUUUAUGGAGGCUAUGGCAUAAUAUUUUGCCUACAAAGUAUAAUCUGCAGCAGCGUGGAGUACCUGUAGAUGAUGUUUGUUCUUGCUCUAACACCGACACUUCAUUGCUGCACAUUUUUUUCCAUUGUCCUUUUGCUGUUAAAGUUUGGGAGAUAUCUCGCCCAUGGCUAAUGGAGUAUUUGCAAGGGUGGAUAGCGGCAAGGAUAGUGUAUGAUUUUGAGGCGGUUCGGCAGCAAGGACAUGCGACUCGACAGGUGAUGAGGCCUCAACGAUGGCUACCCCCGACGGUUGCGCAAUAUCGAAUCAAUACUGAUGCCUCUUUCAAUUCGGAGAAAGGGGAAGCUGGGUUGGGGGCGGUGAUAAGAGAUAGGCAAGGGUUUAGGGUUGUAGCAGCAAGAAUUAUGAAUGUUCCAGACCCUUUAUUUGCAGAAGUUUUAUGUCGUAAGGAAUGUAACAUGGCUACUGCAUCAAGGUGCCAUUUUGCCUUGCAGCACUCAUUGAUGCAAAAGGAUUCCAAGCCCCAGCUAUGCAUUGGGGUUCUCAUCCCAUCAUGCAUUGGCGUUCUUAUGCCAUCAUGCAUUGGAGUUCUCAUGCCAUCAAGAAUUGGUGUGGCUUUAAAGGCUCUCCAGAUAUUCCCUCAGUCUUUGAAUAGUGAUGAUGACGUGCCAAUGGAAGAUGAUUAUUUAGAGUCAGAGGGGAUGGGUGGACUUGAUACAGAGCUUGAAAAGCUGAGUUAG